Molecule: messenger RNA, 153 nt
Organism: Sclerotinia sclerotiorum 1980 UF-70
Lineage: Eukaryota; Fungi; Ascomycota; Leotiomycetes; Helotiales; Sclerotiniaceae
Exons: 2
Coding region: 1-153 (50 amino acids)
Source: RefSeq, a predicted model, not a curated record
AUGCAUGAAAGGGAACUUGAUGAGAGGGAUGAAAUUGAUGACUAUGAGCUUAUGAGAAGAGAUGAGGAAGAAGGAUUAGGGAAAAUUUCAGUUAACCAAGAGGAUGGACCAUGGAUACGCAAAUGGCGAACCGUAAAGCCUUGGAUAUCGUAA